This is a messenger RNA of Carassius carassius (crucian carp), 2771 nucleotides long. It is a transcript of the gene sp1, whose product is annotated as sp1 transcription factor. Gene Ontology annotation, biological process: regulation of transcription by RNA polymerase II. Gene Ontology annotation, molecular function: RNA polymerase II cis-regulatory region sequence-specific DNA binding; DNA-binding transcription factor activity, RNA polymerase II-specific. The coding region runs from base 154 to 1986 and encodes 610 amino acids. The transcript is spliced from 6 exons. NCBI's taxonomy places the organism in Eukaryota, Metazoa, Chordata, Actinopteri, Cypriniformes, Cyprinidae. The record is from RefSeq and is a predicted model, not a curated record.
GCAGUUUCUCUGAGCGUCUACGUGACAAGGGUUAAAACAAAGAAUCCUAUUGGCCGAGGAGAAAGCGAGUCGCUUUUUAAUUGGCCCAUUGCCCCCGCUGCUUUGACUCCUUCCUUUCUGUUCAUCAAGUUUGGUUGAGUUGUUAAAGAGUUCAUGUCAGACUUAAAGAAGCGUGAAAAACUCGCGCCUUCACACAUAAUGAGCGUAGAUCCACAGCAGAGUGAGAUGGCGGCGCUGGUGGACAACGACACGAGCUUCAUUCAGAAGAGAAACCCCAGCAGCACAGCUCCAGACUCGCAGCAGCCGUCCCCUUUAGCACUGCUGGCUGCCACCUGCAGUCGGAUAGAUGAAAACGACGCGGCAGAACAGCAGUCGCGCCAGAGCCAGGACUCCCAGAUCGAGCUCCAGCAGCCCCAUCUGACCCACAGCAGUAACGGCUGGCAUGUGGUCCCUGCAGGCGCUCCGGUGUCCAGCAGCUCUCACAGCACCGGAGCCCUGCUGCAGCCGCAGUAUGUGAUGGCCUCCUCUCAGAACCUGCAGGCUGCUCCGGUCCUCAGCGCCCUCUCUGGGGUCAUGCCGGGCGUCCAGUACCAGAUGAUCCCGCAGUUCCAGACCGUGGACGGACAGCAGCUCCAGUUCACUCAGACGGCUCCGGAGGUGUCCACAGCGGGUCAGUUUCAGCUGGUGACAUCUCCCAGCGGGAAUCAGCAGCUCAUCGCUGCCCCCAGCAGAGCUUCUGGAAACAUCCUGACUGUCCCUGGCCUCUUCCAGCAAGCCAUCCCACUGCAGAACCUCAGCCUGAGCGGAGCGGUGCUGCCCAAUCAGGCGCAGUUCCUGACCAACAUGCCGCUCAAUGCCAACAUCACGCUCCUGCCGGUGGGCUCUGUAAGUGACGCAAACGCUGGAGGAGCUCAUCAGCAGCUGCUCCAGAGCACCACAGCAGCAGAGUACUGCACCACCUCCACCAGCACACAGACCACUGCGCCGGGAGGCGUCCUAACGCUCGCCCAGAGCAACACAUCAGAGCCAGGGAAGCCCUUCCAGAACACGUCCGGAGAUGGACCGAAAGUGAGUCAGGCUCAGAUCGUCAUUCAGCCGCAGCAGGUGCUGCAGAGUGUCUCGGCCGGCGGCCAGGUGUUCGCCACACAGAGCCUGUCUCAGGACGGACUGCAGAAUGUUCAGAUCCAGACCAUCGCCAACGGCAGCCCCAUCCUGAUCCGCACCGUCGGGCCGAAUGGACAGGUCAGCUGGCAGACGCUUCAAUUGCAGAGCCCCGCUAACACCCAGAUCACGCUAGCACAGCCCGGCACGCUCUCAGGCCUGCAGACCAUCAACCUGAACACACUGGGAAACACAGGGCUGCAGAUGCACCAGCUGCAGGGGGUUCCCAUCACCAUCACCAACACAGCGGGCGAUGCGAGCGGGACCGCGGGGGACGCUCUGGAGGACAGCGGUGCGCUGGAGGAGAAUAUGGAGAGCAGCCCGACGCCCAGCAGCAGACGCACACGCAGAGAAGCCUGCACCUGUCCCUUCUGCAAAGAUGGAGAGGGACGCAGUGACCCCAGUAAGAAGAAGCAGCACAUCUGUCAUAUUCCCGGAUGUGGGAAGGUGUAUGGGAAGACGUCUCAUCUGCGGGCACACUUGCGCUGGCACACUGGAGAGAGGCCCUUCGUGUGCUCCUGGUCCUUCUGCGGGAAACGCUUCACCCGCUCCGAUGAGCUGCAGCGGCACAAGAGGACACACACAGGUGAGAAGAAGUUCUCGUGUCCCGAGUGUCCUAAACGCUUCAUGCGCAGUGACCACCUGUCCAAGCACAUCAAGACGCACCUGAAUAAGAAGGGCCCUGGUGUAGUGAGCAGCACAGAUGACGCGGCGGCCGAUCAGCAGACUCUGGCUCCUGUGGACCAGCGGUUAACACCCAGCGGCAUCAGCGUGCUGCAGGUCACAGAUCUGCACUCCAUCAAUCUCAGCAGCAAUGGUUAUUAAUGCACUUGUGUCUGAGAGAUGUGACUGAGCGAUGCAUUGAGACGGCUCCGGGACGGACAGAGCCUCGUCCUCUUCUCUUGUGCAUCCCUUCCAUGUAUAUUCUCAGCUCUCUUUCCCCUCUUUCACCGAUUCCCUGAACUGAAAUUGUGACGCGGUCCCUCAGCGGUCCACUUGAUGUCAAGAAAUGUGGAUACCUUGGGUUAAAACAGAACAACACCAAAAGAAAGAUGGAAAAAACUGUGUGAAAGUGAUAUCGUAGUCUUCUUUUUAAUAGUUUACUCACAAGCCAUCAUGCUUUCAUGUAUUAAUCACGGUAAAUAAGAUGAAAACAAAAAGAUGUGAUGCUUUUUGUACACAAGUUAUAUUUUUUCUAAGUAUGGAGAACUGCAAAUUCUGAAAUGACCUUUGUUUUGUGAACGUAUGAAUUAUUGCAGUCUUAAAUGUCAACAUUUUUAUAUUAAGUAGAUCUUCCGUAACACAUUUUGUAUUGCUUCAGUUCUUUGUCUUGAUAUGCAGAACACAUUUAAGUUACAGGAAAUACAUGCAGUUGCUUAAUGCUAAUUGUCAUGGUUUUCUUGGUCGCUGUGGUCUUAAUGUUUGGUUUCUAGGGGAAAUGUUAACCAGUUCAAAUACAGAUGCCUUAAAGCCUUUAUUUAGAGAGGGCUCUUUUAUGAACUUGAGUUCAAACCAAAGCUCUACACUUUCCUUUACAUGUUAACUCAGGUGAAUGUUACUCUUUUGGUGUAAAGCAUUCAUAAUUAUUAAAUUAAGAUGAACUUCACAAA